Triticum urartu is the source of this 2653-nucleotide messenger RNA. Its product is annotated as ethylene receptor 3. Lineage: Eukaryota; Viridiplantae; Streptophyta; Magnoliopsida; Poales; Poaceae. The record is from RefSeq and is a predicted model, not a curated record. Gene Ontology annotation, biological process: phosphorelay signal transduction system; response to ethylene. Gene Ontology annotation, cellular component: endoplasmic reticulum membrane; endoplasmic reticulum. Gene Ontology annotation, molecular function: protein binding; ethylene receptor activity; phosphorelay sensor kinase activity.
CCUGCUCCCGUUCCGGUGGGUGCUGGUGCAGUUCGGCGCCUUCAUCGUGCUCUGCGGCCUCACCCACCUGCUCGCCGCCUUCACCUACGAGCCCCACCCCUUCGUGCUCGUGCUCCUGCUCACCGUCGCCAAGUUCCUCACCGCGCUCGUUUCCUUCCUCACCGCCAUCACGUUGCUCACGCUCAUCCCGCAGCUGCUCCGCGUCAAGGUCCGCGAGAGCCUGCUCUGGAUCAAGGCCCGCGAGCUCGACCGCGAGGUCGACCUCAUGAAGCAGCAGGAGGAGGCGAGCUGGCACGUCAGGAUGCUCACGCAGGAGAUCCGCAAGUCGCUUGACCGGCACACCGUGCUCUACACCACGCUCAUCGAGCUCUCCCGGGUGCUCGGCCUCACCAACUGUGCCGUCUGGAUGCCCUCCGCGGCUGCCAGUGAUGGCAAGGUUACGAUGCACCUCACCCACGAGCUCCGGCGCGGGGGCAGCGAUGAGGGGCUCGUCGUUAUUGGGGUGGACGACGUGGAUGUUGUCGAGGUCCGGAGGAGCGACGGCGUGAAGCUGCUAGGCCCUGGCUCGGCGCUCGCGGCGGCCAGCGGCGGGGGCAAGGAGGACACGGGCACCGUGGCGGCGAUACGGAUGCCGAUGCUCAAGGUGUCGGACUUCAAGGGCGGCACGCCGGAGGUGAUCCAGACGAGCUACGCCGUGCUGGUGCUGGUGCCUCCCGCGGACAAGACCUGGGGCGCCCAUGAGACAGAGAUCGUUGAGGUGGUCGCCGACCAGGUGGCCGUGGCGCUCUCGCACGCGUCGCUGCUCGAGGAGUCGCAGGCCAUGCGUGACCGUCUCGCUGAGCAGAACCGCGAGCUCCUGCAGGCGCGGCGGGACACGCUCAUGGCGAACGAGGCCCGGGACGCGUUCCAGCGUGUCAUGAGCCAGGGAAUGCGCCGGCCGAUCCACUCCAUCCUCGGCCUCGUGUCCGUGGUGCAGGAGGACGACCUGACGCCCGAGCAGAAGCUCGUCGUUGACACUAUGGGCCGGACGGCCACUGUUGUCUCCACGCUCAUCAACGACGUCAUGGAGAUGUCGUCCACCAACCGGGAGCGCUUCCCGCUGGAAACGCGGCCGUUCCAGCUGCACUCCAUGAUCAGGGACGCCCCCUGCGUCUCGCGGUGCCUCUGCGACUUCAGAGGGUUCGGCUUCGCCGUGCACGUCGAGAACACGCUGCCGAACCUUGUCAUCGGUGACGAGAGGAGGAUCUUCCAUGUCAUCCUGCACAUGGUUGGCAACCUCAUUAGCCGUAUCGACUCUGGGCACGUCACGUUCCGAGUGCGUGCUGACGACGAGGUGGCGGAGGACACCCUUGGACAGAGGUGGGAUCCUUGGAGGCCAAGCUACUCAAGUGGGUACUCGUCGGUGAAGUUUGUCAUUGGGGUGAAGAGCCAGCAGAGCUCCGGCUCAACGAUCCCGCCAGCGGGGCAGUUCAAACGGAAGCCAAGCGGUGAGGGCUUUGAUCUGAGGCUGAGUUUCAGCAUGUGCAGGAAGCUCGUGCAGAUGAUGAGAGGCAACAUUUGGGCGGUGCUCGAUGGGCAAGGGCUGCCGGAGAGCAUGACCCUGGUGCUGAGGUUCCAGCUGCAGCCACCGGCGCCGCUCAUGUCGUCCAGCACCAGCGCAGGAUCAUUCGAGCGGCAAUACGCAUCGCCCUCGUGCCAGCUGACCGGACUGAAGAUCCUGCUCAUCGACGAUGAUGACAUCAAUAUGGUGGUCGCGCGGAAGCUCCUGGAGAAGCUGGGGUGCGUGGUCUCCUCUCUGCCCUCGGGGUCAGGGUUCCUGAACUCCGUCGGCCCCUCAUCGGGCGCGUACCAGGUGGUCCUGGUGAACCUCGAGAUGACGCGGGUGAACGCGCUGGAUGUCGCGGUGAGGGUCCAGCAGUACCGUAGUGGCCGCUGGCCGUUCGUGAUGGCCAUGACGUCGGAGCAGAACGCGUGGGAGAAGUGCGCGCAGUCCGGGAUCAACGGCAUCCUCAGGAAGCCGGUGGUCAUGCUCGAGGCCAAGGAGGAGCUCACCCGGAUUCUUCAGAGCGCAUGAUGUCGCUGUGGUUCGCCGGUCAUUUCGCCUUCCUGCCGAGAACUCUCGAAAUGGCGAGGAACUGCCAUCAAUCACCGGUCGGCGCCACCGAAGGGGCGAUCUCCUUGUGAAAUCUUUGACCAGAAGGGCCACGACGACGGCGAAGAAACUCGCAUUGGCCAGCCACUGAUGGUUUCCCUUUGUGCUGCUCUGUUUCUGCAGUGUUUGCUGGGGAGGCUCCAUAUCAGUGGCAAUGUCACUGUGCCACAUAUUCUAGCACUAGAGGGAGGUUACAAGUAAGAGGGGGAGGAGCCUUGCUGAUGAUGAUGCAUUGAUUCUUGAUAGAGAUCCAGGAGAAAUACAUGUGAUGAUCUCAUCACCAGUGGCAAUAAGAUUUUGUCUGAUAGGAGAGGUUCAGAAGUGUAUGUAGAAAGUGGAGGAGGACUAAUCAAUUGCAUGCCCAGUGGAGGAAGCAUAAGCUUCCUUUGAACAUUGGAUUCUAGUUGUAGGUAUGAGAAUGUAACAGGAACAUUUUGUAUUCAGGCAUGUUCAGUGAGAAUGGAUCGAACCAUUCUUGUGUUCCUCCAUAAUUUUCUACUA